AUGUGGAAAUACUUGCUAGCUCUUGCCUCCAUUUAUCCUCACAUUCUCCUGGCGAGUUACGAUUCAAAUCUCCGGCUUCUUGGCCUCUCUGUCGCUCAAACUGGACAAAGGAGUGAUGAGUGGGCAAACAGUACAGACUUGAUCUGCAAGCCAUCCGAGUCUCCCUUCUUUUCCUCAUCACAAAACCUGGUGUACAAGUAUGACAAAAUUAUCCCACCGACAACACUGAUUCCGUUCCGAGAUGGGUUCUCCAAAUCGACGUGUUUUGCAAAUCCGAUCGAUAACAAACCGGAGGAAUACUGCAUCUUCAUCAACCCAACGAUCAACGGGGGGCAAGGAAUGGUGGUAGUGACGCCGACAGAGCUUUUCGAAGACAGUCUCAACGAUGGCCUCAAGCUCUCGGAUGAUCCGCCGAAUCCCGAAUCCCUGAAGGUUGUUCCGAUGCCUGAAAAAGGUGGGAUGGGAGCUCUGGCUGCGCGCAACCUUCGGAGAGGCGAUCCGGUCCAACGGACGCGUCCUGUGGCCCUCGUUGCCGCUGCUCAACCGAUCUGGUCCACUCGCCUUGGCCGCAGUAUUCGGCGACAAGCUAUCGACCAUUUGCCGCUCCAUACGCGAGCCGCAAUCGCAAGCCUCCACGGUCAGGGUCAAACUGAGGACGAGUUUAUUUCUAGCGUCAUUGAAGCCAACAUGUUUGCUACCAAGUUGUUUGGAGACGAAGCCACACACUUUGGCGCAUUGGUUUUGCAGGGAUCUCGAUUGAAUCACGCCUGCCGACCCAACGUAGUCUACUACGUCGAUCACGAGACACAGCUCUUGCAUAUGACAGCGUUUGAGUCAAUUUCCAUGGGCGAAGAGCUUACCAUCAGUUAUCGUUCUUUAGAAAUGGACCGCGCAAGUCGACAAGAUGACCUCCAAGAGUCCUAUGGUUUUAGGUGCACCUGUUCACAUUGUCAAAUGAGUGCCGAACUGGGGAGACUCUCAGAUCAACGACUCCUGCGAAUAGCCGCACUCAAAAAGAAAUACUUUUCUGAGGAUCCAAAGUUUUCUGCUGAUGACGUUAAUGAGCUCGUCAAUCUUUGCCAAACGGAGAAGAUCCCUUGGUGCAUCACGCUCUCAAACCUCAUCGCCGCAGAAUUCUUCAAUUCCUUAGGGAAAAUUCAGGAAGUUAAAGAACAUGCAGAAGAAGCAAAGAGUAUGGGACUGCUUAUUGCUGGAGCACACUGGCCUGAUCUUGGUGAGGUCGAACUGCUUCUGAGUGAACCUGAAAAACACAACUCUCAUUUUUCUAGACAGUAGAGAAUCGAUAUCCUAGACUCCAUCAUCAACAUUCCCAAGUCUCAAGAUACAUUGCUGAAAUCAGAA
Puccinia graminis f. sp. tritici CRL 75-36-700-3 is the source of this 1362-nucleotide messenger RNA. RefSeq lists its product as uncharacterized. The record is from RefSeq and is a predicted model, not a curated record. Gene Ontology annotation, molecular function: protein binding. Lineage: Eukaryota; Fungi; Basidiomycota; Pucciniomycetes; Pucciniales; Pucciniaceae. The transcript is spliced from 4 exons. The coding region runs from base 1 to 1296 and encodes 431 amino acids.